AUGGCCUUCCCCACCACGGAACAUCCUGCUCGUGAAAAAGGAAUGUUCUUCAGAGGCUGCCAACUCACUCAAAGAGUUUGCCUGGUAGGAGUCCCGUGGCAACUUAGCCCCUCGCUCUUUUGCAUCAAGGAAUUCACUGAUGCUUCCAUCAGUCAUCUGCACAAUGCUUAUCCUUCUGUCAGCAUUCUUCUAGAGCCUCACACUGCCCAUGAGAUUCAUGGCGACUUGCCGUUUCCGACAUAUUCUGGUGAGAUUAGCAUGUGGUCCCCUCAAAUUUUCCAUGAUAAAGUCGACCUUGUGGUCACUCUAGGUGGUGAUGGGACCAUUCUUCGUGCAUCAUCGCUUUUUGCUUCUUCCGACAAUGUCCCCCCAAUGUUGUCCUUCAGUAUGGGCACACUUGGGUUCUUGAGCGAAUGGAAAUUCCCCGAGUACAAAAGGGCUUUUCGGGAAGUGUACAUGUCAGGCGCUGGUGUUGAAGCUCGGAAUGUAGCACUUGAUGAUUCCAUGUCAGCCCCAGCAGGCCCUGCUGACAACGCUGGACCUACUGGGUGGUCUUCAAUCCGAGGAAAGUCGAUGGGUCCCUCUCGCGCGGCGAAAGUGUUGAUGCGAAACCGGCUAAAGGUGGGAGUGUUUGCCGCUGAUGGUACACCGUUAACCUCCGCUGGUGCCGCAACCCCUUCUUCAAUUAGCUUGCAUGCCAUGAAUGACGUUAUCAUCCAUCGUGGGAGGGACCCUCAUCUGGCGGUGGUUGAGGUCUUCGUAGGAGGACGAUUUCUAACAGAGGCUGUGGCGGAUGGGAUGAUUGUUUCAACUCCCACGGGUAGCACGGCAUAUAGUCUGAGCAGUGGCGGAAGCAUCAUUCAUCCACUCGUUUCAUCAAUCCUGCUGACCCCCAUCUGCCCUCGAAGCUUGAGCUUUCGGCCCUUGGUACUACCAGCGGGGACACCCAUCACUUUGAAGCUGAGUGACAAGAAUCGAGGUCGAGAAGUCGAAGUUAGCCUUGAUGGAGUUAGACGGAAAGAAAGCAUGAGCGUUGGUAUGGAAGUUCGUGUUACAGGAGAAGAACUCAAGCGGGCUGGAAGCCGCAUAUAUAGUGGUGUUCCGUGUGUUAUGAGACGAGGCGGUGCAGCAGGAGAAGGAGACGAUGGAUGGGUGGGAGGUCUGAACGGUUUGUUGAAAUUCAACUACCCCUUCGGCGAAGAGUCGUGA
Endocarpon pusillum Z07020 is the source of this 1209-nucleotide messenger RNA. RefSeq lists its product as uncharacterized. The record is from RefSeq and is a predicted model, not a curated record. NCBI's taxonomy places the organism in Eukaryota, Fungi, Ascomycota, Eurotiomycetes, Verrucariales, Verrucariaceae. The transcript has a single exon. Gene Ontology annotation, biological process: NADP+ biosynthetic process; NAD+ metabolic process. The coding region runs from base 1 to 1209 and encodes 402 amino acids. Gene Ontology annotation, molecular function: NAD+ kinase activity.